AUGGUCGGAACGACAACAACGGUCGCUCAAUACGCGACUCUGGGGAAUGCUGGUCAAGUCGGAGUCUUCUUCGUAGCGUCUUGUGGACUGGGUCUUCUCAUCGUCGCGUGCUUCCUCAUGUCUAACACCAAGCUAGUAUUCGAGGCGCAACGUUAUGCAAACGUUCCUUCUUACAGUGGCCGUACUAUUCGCACUCUGGGUCGUCAAGACCUACGUCGAGUGACGCAAGCUUAUCAGUUCGCUUCAUUCUUCGGCCCCGAAAGAAGCUUCUUCACCGAGCGUAUUUCAUACCUUGCCACGGGUGAUAUGAAAGCAGGGCAUCGGAAUCGCCAAGACUAUCUCCACUUCGACUCGCACAUCAUAUUUUCGCACAAGGCUGUCCAAAAAGAAAGAGCUCGUUCAGUUAAAUCAAGGUCUUUACCACACCUAGCGCGGUUCUGUAUCUCGCGGAUGCUGAGGCUCUCAAGCUGGGAAGUCGGCGCGACUGAAGAUCCCUUCGCGGUAAAGCCGUCGCGGUUUUUGGCGCCUGACUGGCCACGCCACGCGUUCUUGCCGCGGCUGUGCCUUGCGUGGAGAUACGUCCGACUUGUUCCGUCCUACCCAAGAUUUUCUUCGUUGUGGUUGAGAAGUCGCUGAUGCGAGCGAACGCAAGUCCUUCAAGACGGAAGCUGUGCCGAUCCUGACCUUUCACGAUCAAGAAUUCCCACGUGGACGUGAGGGACGAGCUCCUAAUUUGCAAACGAGACGUUCAAGGGACGCAAGGAGAGGUUGCUCGAGUCGCAGACGGCGAUCACACCCUUCGGAGGUGAACUACAGCGAACGACCUUAUUAUGGGAGACGGCAUCCUGAAAUUCGUAUUACUGGAAUGUAUCAUAUGCGAGCUAUACUCUAGCUUUGCUUCCGACAAUAUAAGCCUAC
Messenger RNA from Laetiporus sulphureus 93-53, 918 nucleotides. RefSeq lists its product as uncharacterized. The record is from RefSeq and is a predicted model, not a curated record. The coding region runs from base 1 to 636 and encodes 211 amino acids. The transcript has 7 exons. Lineage: Eukaryota; Fungi; Basidiomycota; Agaricomycetes; Polyporales; Laetiporaceae.